This is a messenger RNA of Striga asiatica, 782 nucleotides long. The record is from the annotation of a GenBank genome assembly. NCBI's taxonomy places the organism in Eukaryota, Viridiplantae, Streptophyta, Magnoliopsida, Lamiales, Orobanchaceae.
AAAAAAAAAAAAAAAAUGUACAGUCAGAAGCUAUUGCUGAACAUGCUGGACAACCACUGCAUUCACUGCAACGAGCAGAUAGCCAACAAUGGCGAACAAGACCAGCCUUUGUCCUCUUACGACUUUGUCUACCUCCCCAUUGAUUUCAUCAACAAGUGCAAUGUCGGAUAUGGGUUUGUCAACAUGACUUCCCCACAGGCAACAUUGAGGCUCUACAAAGCCUUCCACCACCAGAACUGGGAAGUCUUCAACUCUAGAAAAAUAUGCCAAGUCACAUACGCACGAUUGCAGGGAAUAGAGGCACUGAGAGAACACUUCAAGAACUCCAAGUUCCCGGGCGAAGCAGAAGAAUACAUGCCAGUAGUGUUCUCACCACCUAGAGAUGGGCGGAUACUAUCCAAGCCUGUCCCAAUAACAAUUGCUAGCACCUCAUCAAGUUCCAAGGAAAAAGAUGAAUCUCAGCCACAAAUCUAACUGGAACCCAACAAGAUUGACAAUGGCAGCCACAGCUUUGAUGGAUGUGUCUUUUUGUUGUGCUUUCCGGGUCAUGCACAGGUUAAUCGAAGCUACUUGUGAUUCCAGUGCUCAUAUGUUACAUGUAGUAAUUGCAUACCUUAGAAUGUUACUACUAUAGCCUAUCAAUGGUUACAGCUCAACUUUUUUGCUCUUCUCUUUUUAGUACGUAUUUUUGUUUCUUUGCAUCUUCCCUUUUGUGUAUGGGACGGGAAAGAUAUGGUUGUUAAGUUGUGAAGACUGGUAAAUUUAUUUAUUUUGUGGUUAGG